This is a messenger RNA of Jaculus jaculus (lesser Egyptian jerboa), 1657 nucleotides long. RefSeq names its product transmembrane protein 219 (gene Tmem219). Lineage: Eukaryota; Metazoa; Chordata; Mammalia; Rodentia; Dipodidae. The record is from RefSeq and is a predicted model, not a curated record. The transcript is spliced from 4 exons. The coding region runs from base 839 to 1657 and encodes 272 amino acids.
AGAUCCUUCCGGAAAGGGGCUUGGGGAGGAGGGGAGACCCAGAUGCGCCACCGACACUCAGGCUCUGCCCGUCCCGCCCUCGUUUCCCCUCUUCCCGAAGUGCCGGGACGCCGGGCAGGGCGGGGCCGAGCACUUUUGACACCCGCGUUUCUGUGGCUCUCACCGUCUCCCUUUACCUGAUGUAUUUACCUCCUGCUUCCCCGAUGCAUUUCAUCCGGCUAUCGCUUCUUCCUUGGGGGUUUUAAACCUUGGCCUCACCACUCCUACGUUAAAGUUCCUGGGCCACAGUCUUUACUUUGUCUCUUCUAGCUUUAGGAAUCAGUGUGACAGUGAGAAAGAGAAAGGACACGAGCAUCUGUUGCAUUUCUGCAUGACCAAGUGCCAUGCAAACUGCUCUUCCACAUUGCAUUUUCAUGACUUGACAUUAGUAGAACCCCGGGUUCACAACAUCUAACCUCGGUCUCACACAGCUAAGAGCCGCAGAGGAGGAUUCCUUGUGAACUUACUGGUUAUAUUAGCUCCAAAGCAGGGACUUUCUAGUGAGAUACUUGCCUGCCUGGGCUCUUGCUGAAAGGGUCUUCCGCCAAACCCUCGCCUCAGACCAGCUGCUUCCUCUUUCUCCAACUGCGAAUUAUUUUCACAUUCCUUUUGCCAGUACAGAAUGCUGUGCCCUGUUUGGCCUUUAUUAUUUCAGAAACAGAACGCAGCAAGUAUUUAUUAGAUGGUGUAGGGAGAUAAAGUUUGGAGUUGAGUCUUGGAUUUCUGUUCUGGCUCUGCCACGAACUGACUGCGUAGGGUCAAGUCCGUCAUCUUGGAGCUUUAGCUCCUUUUGCAUAACAUGGGUGAGUACUUGCUGACCAGCAGGCUCUUGUCCAGUUCUCCCUCACUGUCCUCCAGCAGGCUCUCCGUGGAGGCCCACACUCCACUGCUCCCCAUGGACAGCUGCCAGGCAGGGCACAACCUCCAUUUUUGUCUGGCUCAUCACCCACCCCUGGUCUGUGCCACUUUGAUCCUGCUGCUCCUUGGUUUGUCUGGCUUGGGCCUUGGUGGCUUUCUCCUCACCCACAGGACUGGCCUUCGUAGCCCUGACAUCCCCCAGGACUGGGUUUCCUUCUUGCGGUCUUUUGGCCAGCUGAGCAUGUGUCCCACGAAUGGGACAGUCACAGGGAAGUGGCAAGGGUCUCACGUCGUGGGCUUACUGACCACCUUGAACUUCGGAGACAGUCUAGACAGGAACAAGACACAAACAUUCCAAGCCAAGAUCCCUGGUAGUCAAUUGGGACUGAAAGGGUCUUCUGCAGGUGAACUGAUCCUCAUCACAGCAAAAGUGACCAAAGAAAAAACUCCAGGAACUUGUCUGUAUUUUAGCGCUGUUCCAGAAAUCUUGCCCUUCAGCCAGCCACCCAUAUCAUGCUCAGAAGAAGGAGCAGGAAAUGCCACACUGAGCCUGAAGAUGGGUGAAGAAUGUGUCACGGUCUGGAGUCAUGAAGGCGUUGUGCUCACCAAGCUGCUCACCUUGGAAGAGCUGGCUCUGUGUGGCUCCAGACUGCUGAUCUUGGGCUCUUUUCUAAUUUUCUUCUGUGGCCUUCUCUGCUGUGUCACUGCGGUGUGCUUCCAGCCACGCCGGGAAUUCCACUGGUCUAGAACCCGGCUCUGA